Notolabrus celidotus (New Zealand spotty) is the source of this 3584-nucleotide messenger RNA. RefSeq names its product methyl-CpG binding domain protein 1b (gene mbd1b). NCBI's taxonomy places the organism in Eukaryota, Metazoa, Chordata, Actinopteri, Labriformes, Labridae. The transcript is spliced from 17 exons. The record is from RefSeq and is a predicted model, not a curated record. Gene Ontology annotation, molecular function: DNA binding; zinc ion binding. The coding region runs from base 477 to 3026 and encodes 849 amino acids.
CUGAACGUGGCUAACGUACAUAUUAUUAUGGCUAACGAUGGCUAACUGAUCUUAGCUAUACUGCUUCACUAGCCUUUCAAUGUUUCACCAACCGAAUGCAAUCUGUAUUACCUCCUCAAUGCUGGGUUGUCGCCUAAAUAACAUAUUGAAAAAACAUCGACAACACCAGGGAACCAGCACUUUCAACAGCACCGGUUAGCUUGUAUUGCUAACGUUGUGUCUGGUUAGCAUUAGCUGUGUAGAAGAUCCAGCUCAUUAACUUGGAUACGCUUCGACUCUUUGGUGGAGAAUUAGAUUUGAAACAUCAAGACCUCCAGCUCUGUCCAUGAACAUUUGAAAGCGUACAGGCCAAGGUCAUGUGGUUGGAUCAAUAGCCAGUGUGUCACUAAAUACAUCUAAAGGAAAUGCAUGAUCGACUGUAGAGGAUAGUUAAUUUGCACCCAGGUAAAACAAACACUAAACAUAAGGGUGCAUCAAUGAAUGAAGAACUGCUUCAGAGUCCUGUCCCUGACAGAGAGCAUGUGGAGGAAGAUGCAGCACAAAGCCCAGAGAAGAAAAGCCAAGCAGAAACCCCCGCUGAGGCAGCAGCACCGGCUCAGGAGCCCUUGGCUUCCCCAGACGUUUCGGAUAUAAAGGAAAAGCCCACCUCAGGAACAUUAGAGGAAGUCUCAGCAGAGGUAAAGGAUGAGACUAACACCGCUGGUUUAGAGCCUCCUACAGACUGGUUUGAGCCACUUGAGGAUGACGAUGAGGGCAGCGAUUGUAGGAAUGAACUGGAGGAAGAGAGCCUUGCUGGAGAAAGUGAAAGAAGUGAGGGCGGGGAGAAGGCCCUUAGAAAAGUGAAUAGGCUGCUUAUCCCCCGUCGGAAACGAACGCAUCCUGAUGAAGGAUGGGUCGAAUGGCCAAUACUUGGAGACGGAUGGAAACGCAAAGAAGUGGUUAGGCGCUCAGGCAGUAGCAUUGGCCAGAAAGAUGUAUAUUACGUAAGUCCAAAGGGAGAACGAGUGAGAAGCCGAGUAGAACUGAUUUCAGUGCUGCAGGGUCAGCUUGACAUGUCUACCUUUGAAUACAAGACAGGAAAGUUCCUUGAGGGCGAAGCACCGCCCAAAGGAAUUCGACAUAGAGUGAAGAAAAAGGUCCGGGAGCGUUCCUCUUCUGAGUCCAGCUGGAUGGAAAGAGGGGAGGGGGCUGACACCCCAGACUCCUACCAUAGACCUACCCCCAGUUUGGCGCCCAAAAGUUUCUAUUUAGCACACAAUCAGACGAAUGUCUCCUCUCAGAGUAUGACAGUAACUUCAUACCCGAUCCCUAAAAAGGAGAAUCGACCAUUUGUAGAAAAAAUUAAACUCCCUCCCCCUUCGGCAACCAAACCAGCCAUGCUCCCAUCUGUGAAUGGACAACUUGGGACAGAAGACAGCAUACUGAUCUGUUCCAGAUGCGGUAUUUCCUUCACAGGCACGUGGUAUGACAAACAGAGGAAGAGGCCCUGCUGUCCCUCCUGCUGGGCUGCAUCGAAGACAAUAGAGCAUCCGCUGAUUCGAUUUAGAAAGUGGAUCCCUUGUGGACAGUGUGUUGGAUGCCGCAACACAAUCAAUUGUGGGCAGUGUGCCAACUGCAAGCAUGGACUGCAGAGCCCAGACACCCGGAAACGCUUAUGCCGGAAACGAAAAUGUAUAUGUCCAAUUCGCAAGAAUCCUGGAAGUGGAGCUGGGAGCUUCUUGCAACAUAAUUUUUUAAAUGACAUUCCUGAUACAUUUGAUGACAGCAUGAGUUACCAGAGUGAAAGUACAGACUCACAGCAAUUAGGUCUCAAAAGCAGCGACACAGAGAACUUCUCUGUCAAUGUGGACGUUGAUGAUGACGACGACAUGUCAACUGACGAUGACGAUGAUUGGCAUAAGAAGCGUAAGCGGCGAUCCUGUGGAGAAUGUAAAGCGUGCCUCUGCAGGAAAGACUGUGGCACAUGUGACUUCUGCAUAGACAAACCUAAGUUCGGAGGAAGCAACAAGAAGAGACAGAAAUGUCGACUGCGUCAGUGUCAGAGGCAGGCAAUGAGACACCUGCUGCCUUUCCAGAUGGGACAGGCUGAGUUUGCGACUGAAGGUGCAGGGCUGCCAGGCAGGCCUAGACCUCACUACACAUACAGUCGAAAGUCAGGGGUCAAGAAAACCAAAGGAUCACAAAUGGGCUUUGACGUAUCUGAUGACGAUGAUGACAGUAACAUCCAACCAAUGAGUUGGAGCUCUGAGCCUGCAGCUGGGAGCAAACAACCCCACGAGCUGAUUAACAAAAACAACCAUUCAAAUUUGCAGGAAUUGAACUUUCCAGAUGUUGGACAGCGAAAUGGAUUAUCAAACAAAGGCACUCACACCAGCAACCACAACAACCCUGAACAUGUCCCUCCAAGAAGAUGGACUACAACUGAACCCCUCGCAGGCAGAGAUGGUCCAAGAGAAAUUGAAGAAGAAGAUGACGAUGAUGAUGAUGACGACGAUGAUGACGAUGAUGAUGAUGAUGAUGAUGAUGAUGAAGAAGAGGAGGAGUUUCCCAUGAUCACACAGAUCUAUAGUUUGGCAGAUAACCCCGUGGGGAGUGGUGCGGAGAAUGAAAACCAGCUAAUGAAACUGUUACACUCUUUGCGCACCUCAGUAUUGCCCAUACUUUGGUAUGCCAUAAUGGUGGAGGGCCCGCAGCUUCAGCUCAUCCAGUGUUCCAAACAGUCCAGUAUGGCCGACACUAUUGUGCUAAUAGACCCAGACUUCUGCUUCCAGGUGACGGUCCAGAAACAGCCACUGCACCCCACACACCCGCUCUACGACACCUACCCAGCACAAUUAUCCUCAGUGACUGAAGUCGUUAAUCUGCUUUUGGGCCUGGAUCAGUAUGUUGUGUGCCACGGACUGUCUCCCAAAGCGCGUUUAUCAAACAAGGACCCGGUCAUCCUGGAGCGGGCAUCAACAUGUGACUUCUUAGUGAGAAAGAAUAUGCGCAUUUGUGAUAACUGCAGAUCACUCCGAGGACUUUAACAUCAGCAGAGACUAAGGGAAGUCCUGGUGCAACUCUGUGCCAUUUUCUUGUUUAGAUGUAAUACAUAUGACAUUUUACAGAUUUACCUCUGGACCGUAAUAGUAUGACUUUAAAUAUCUGAAGAAUCACCAAAGGCAUUCCAGGUGCUGUGACAUUAUAUUUCUUACUGACGUACUGUUGUGUUGGUGUGGGGCUUUUCUCGAUGACUGUUGAAUCAGAUUAUUGGCAGUGUGCUGGAUAUAUCUGACAUCCAUCAGCCCACUGUGUGCUGAUUGUGCUCCGGGUUUAUUCACACUCUUACUUGAGGAAUCUAUAGCCCUCACCCUCAGGGUUCAAACACUUUUGAGUUGUCAUUUAAAUGCAGAUUUUUUUCUCUCUGCCGAAAAUGAAUAUGUUCUUAUCUUUUCAGCAGUAACGUUUUACACCAUACCCACACUGUUGUUAUGCUAGUGUGAACCAUAUUAAAUGGAGUUUGUCAAACUAUGUUUUUGGGAAAGAAAAGGUUUUGUUUUCAUUUUGUGGACCCCUUCCAAUUCAAAGUAAACAAUAUUUUCUGA